AUGCGUGGCGGGAAGGCCCCUCCGCCAGGGCUCCGGCAGCAGCUCCGCGAGUGGGCCCAGGGAAGUUGGAAAACGCAGCCGGAGCUUGCCGGUGUGGUGCAGGCCGCCGAGGGGGCUCUUUCCUCACCUGCUCCUUUUUCGCCUGAAAUGGCGCCGCAUCCGGUGAUUUUUCACGAAGAUCUGAUUUUCGACCUUCCUAUGCAUUCGAAUGAGGCUGCUAACGUCUCCAGCAAAACUGUGCAAGAGCGUAAUGCCAGUGGCUCGCUUCUUUCUCAGGCUUCUCAAAUGGUGGAGCUUUACCAACGCGAGCUUCGGUCUUUUGAUAACGAAAGAGAAAAAAUAGAAAGGCUCUGCAAGGAGCACGGCGUUUCGUGCGAAGUAUUCGAUCCUGCUAUUAUUUCUCGCACUCAUAACGAGUGGGAACAACUCAUCGAGGCCUACCGGCAGUGGAUUCCAAUGCUCGCGGAUAUUGAGAGUAUUUAUCAAGCUAUUCGUACGGAGCAGGAGGUGCUAGGAAAAAUUCUCAAUGACACUCAACACGAAGAUCAAGUUUCUGAGAAGCUAAAAGGCAGCUCAAAUGCAAGCGAUGAGAAGAUUUCGUAUCAAUGGCAGGAACUCAAUAAUUACACCACCGCGUGGCAGAGUGGCCUUAAAGCGAUGCAGGCCUUACGGGAUACUCUUCAAGACUUGGAGAGGAAAAACAACGAGGCGGGCGAUGCCCUUUUGGCGAAAGAAUCAUCCCUUAAAGAGCUUCAGAACGUGCUUUUAAUCAACACGGAGGCGCAGUCCACGUCUCUUGAGACGCUUCAAAGCUCUUUACAAGGGGCGGUGGAUGAGCUCGCGGCCAGUGAAAAGGCGGAAUCCGCCGCGUUAAUUAGCGCCGAUCAAACUCAAGAACAUCUUAACGCGCUUGAAAAAAAACUUCAUCACUUGAAAAGCAUUGUAUGCGCACCUGAAGAAAUCAAUGAAAACGAAUUAGCAUUUUUAUUCGAUCAUGUGCGUGUUGCCGCUCAAGAGCUUUCAAACCUGAGUGAAAUAUCCAAUUCGGGAGUAUUUUCAGAGAUACGAAGCGAAUUGGUAGGUGAUACUCCCAUUUUUGACGAAAAGAUCAUACCAAAGAUUUUUAAUCUUCUUUCGGAGCGAAGUCAACAAAAUUUUCAAGAUAACGAUACUAACACUAAUGACCCUGAGGUCAUCGGUAAUGCGCUUCGUAAGCUGCUCAUUUCUGAGCUUCCAAACGGUGAUCGCCUUGCUUCUGUGAGCUCCGACGUCUGGCAAGCGGUGGUGGAAUGGCUGACGAAAGAGGCAAAAGAAGCUCGUGAAAAGUCAAAUGAUCACACGAAUGCUCUUCUCAAUAUGGAUAAAGAAAUUAAUCUUCUCACAGACGAGUUGAGCGAAAGCUAA
Molecule: messenger RNA, 1404 nt
Organism: Phytomonas sp. Hart1
Lineage: Eukaryota; Euglenozoa; Kinetoplastea; Trypanosomatida; Trypanosomatidae
Source: the annotation of a GenBank genome assembly